Molecule: messenger RNA, 726 nt
Organism: Phyllotreta striolata
Lineage: Eukaryota; Metazoa; Arthropoda; Insecta; Coleoptera; Chrysomelidae
Source: the annotation of a GenBank genome assembly
AUGUAUUUAAUUUUGACUAUAGCCGCCGCCUUAUCGUCUCUAGCCUCAGCCCGUCCCCAAUACAACUACCCGCCUCCCACGCCGCAGAUACCCGGCACAAACUACGGCACCCCCGCCGGCGGAGGCGGCUCCAUCGCCACCAACGAAAUAACCGGAGGUUCAUCGAUAUCCGGCGCCGGCAUAUCCACCGGCAGCGGCGCGAUAUCGACCGGAGGCGGCGCGAUAUCGACCGGAGGCGGCGGCGUGCUGGUCCAGAAGCACAUCUACGUGCACGUGGCGCCGCCGGAGCCGGAGGAGGCGCGCCCGCAACGCCCCCAGGCCGCCGCCCAAUCGACCAAGCACUACAAGAUCAUCUUCAUCAAGGCGCCGUCGGCGGCGGCGCCCACCGCCCAGCAGAUCGCGCUCGCCGCCCAGAACCAGGAGAAGACGAUCGUCUACGUGCUGGUGAAGCGGCCCGAGGAGGCGGCCGAGGUGGUGGCGCCGACGGCGGCGCCCGCCGCCCCCUCCAAACCCGAGGUGUACUUCAUCAGGUACAAGGCGAAGAGCGAGGCGAUCGGAGGCGGCGCGACCGGCGGCGGCAUCAUCGGGGGCGGUAACAUCGGGGGCGGUAGUACCGGGGGAAUCAUCUCUACCGGUAGUUCGGGUAGCAGUAGUACCUUGGUGAGCGGGGGCGGUGGUAGACCUGCCGCCCAAUAUGGACCGCCCGGGCAAAGCGGUCCUUAUUAA